This is a messenger RNA of Lecanosticta acicola, 684 nucleotides long. The record is from the annotation of a GenBank genome assembly. Lineage: Eukaryota; Fungi; Ascomycota; Dothideomycetes; Mycosphaerellales; Mycosphaerellaceae.
AUGCCGCCCAAAUCGCAAGACGCGAGAGCAGAUGCCCAAACCGUACGAGAACGACAGAUCGCUGCAGCAGCCCACGCGAGGAGCAAGAAACAACAGGCAGCGGCAGCGGCUCAACAGAAUAAUGGGGGAAGCAGUCUGAAAGAGCUGGCCCUUGUAAAUACCGACUCUGGGCAAAUUUCCGCUCCUGGUCAGGGAACCGGAGUAAGUGCUGGAGUUUACAUCACCACCAGCGUGUUCUGUAUGUGACAGCACUCUACGAAGGAGACGCUAACAUGGUUGAACGCAAGAUGUCCUGGAACACUGCUCCGCUAGAGCUCCUCAAUACCUACCGAGUUGCUCACAACAUACCCUCUCCAGCCGCAUUCACCAGUCCCCUCCGCCAAGCGCAACUCACAAACGCUGGCAUCGGACGACAGUCUCCCACAAUGGCGCGGAAGAAAGAGAAGAGGCGGAUAUCGAAGGAGCAGCUGGCCCUGGCUGUCAGAAAGAAUUUCAACGGUGCGGCUGUGAACGAGAUUGACGUCGUAGUGGACUUGGUGUACAAAGUGAGAAACCAGGGUAAGUGCGUCGACUCAGCAGUGAGAACUUCCGUUAACGCUGCGCAUACAAUGAGGAGAAGUACUGACGCUUUAAUCAGACAAAGCAUUUCGGAUGCGCUCAAUGGCUGGAGUGACGAAGAAGUAA